This is a messenger RNA of Mytilus trossulus (common blue mussel), 1552 nucleotides long. RefSeq names its product ubiquitin-conjugating enzyme E2 C-like. Bases 130 to 675 code for a protein of 181 amino acids. Lineage: Eukaryota; Metazoa; Mollusca; Bivalvia; Mytilida; Mytilidae. The transcript is spliced from 6 exons. The record is from RefSeq and is a predicted model, not a curated record.
UUAUUUUUUCUUUGAGGCGCUUGACUGCAACAAGAAAGCGCUCAUAUGACAUGAUUGUUAGAAAGCUUUCUUCCCAUUGGUCAAUUGAAGCAAGUCGCACAAUAUUCAAAACCUGAGGAAAUACGAACGAUGGCAUCUCAUUCACAAAACACAAACCCAGUCGUUGCCUCCCCUAGGAGUAAAGAUGUCAAGAAACACGGGUCAUCCUCAAAAGAUAACCAUUCAGUCAGCAAAAGGUUGCAGCAAGAAUUAAUGACUUUACUUACAUCUGGUGAUCCAGGUAUCUCAGCUUUUCCAGAUAAUGAUAAUUUGUUUAAAUGGAUAGCGACUGUGAAUGGUGCAAAAGGAACAGUAUAUGAAGGACUGCAAUACAAGUUGACCUUUGACUUCCCAAGUGGAUAUCCUUACCAAGCUCCUACAGUCAGAUUUGAAACACCAUGCUACCAUCCUAAUGUAGACAAACAUGGAAAUAUUUGUCUGGACAUCCUAAAGGAGAAAUGGUCAGCGCUGUAUGAUGUAAGGACAAUAUUGUUGUCAUUACAGAGUUUACUAGGAGAACCAAAUAUAGACAGUCCAUUGAAUGUGCAAGCAGCAGACCUAUGGAAAAAUCAGGAAGGCUACAAGAAAUUGUUACUGGAGAAAUACGAACAGGAAGUGACGAAAAAAGAGUCGUAGACAUAUAUGUCGAUAUAUUCUUAAUGUGCAAUAUGUUAGACAAUGUUUGUGAAUUACUAAUCAUAGAUAAUUUGUACACGUAUUCUAAGGUGAACUAAUGAUAUAAUGAAUUAGUAAAUUUUUUCUUGAGGAUAUUUUCAAAAGGUCAUUGAUACUACUGCGAAGAAGUUCAUUUUCACCAAGUUUUAAUUCACAUUUUCAUGUUUUCAUAUUUUUCUUUUUCCUAAUUCUGGUCUCUUUUUGAGAUUAUUUUUUUGCUAUCAUAUCUUUUUACUAGAACCACUUCUGUUUAAUGUAAAAUAUGCUUCUCAUCUUGUUCUCUGAAAACUUUCAAUUAUGAUUUUGAUUGUUUAGACCGGUGAAAUGUAUUGUGUUACCAUUUAAUACUUGUAAUUGGCAUGGUCAGUCAGUUUUUUUUUUGUUUUUUUUUUAAAUAAACAAGCUUUUUAUGAAUAAAAAAUGGAAAAUAAUGCAACUUUAAGAUGUUAUUUUGUAAUUUGUCUUUUCAAAUGUAUAUCUGUUGUGAAUUAUUUUGGUAACAUUAUUUUAUACUGUGAAUCAAAUGUAAUACACAUUUUUAGCCUGAAUUCCAAAGUCAGUCAUCAAAAUCUCAAAUUUAAUGAAUAUUCCUUGUUUUGGUUGUGGUUUUAACAAACAAGAAACUGAUUGUUUUUUGAAAGUUUUGUGUUAAGUGUACUGAACCUAUUUUAUUUUCAGGAAAUUAGGAAUAAAGGAAAAUUUGACACAUUGGUCUCCUGGAUAAAAAGAAGCAUAAUAUUUAUGACUGCUUGGUUAAGAAGAUAUGACCACUUGAUGUUUUAAAAGAUUUCAAACUACAUUGUUUCACAAAAUAAUCUACAGGAGAAAUAUUGAUAAA